AUGGCUGCCGGCUGCAUAAAAGAACUUUCUCAAUGGCUUACAACUGAGAAGGGCCAAGUGGCCAUCUACGAUGCGACCAAUAUUACGGUUGAAAUCAGAAGAUUUAUCUUGGACCAGCUUCCAGCUAAUAUAGCGCCUAUUUUUCUUGAGUUUACCAUAACACAUCCAGCGACAGUGGAGCACAACAUCGAUGAAACCGCUCGGUUUUGUUCGGAAUACUCAUACUUGGGGUUUGAGAAGGCUCGAUUCUUGUUGAAAACGAAACUGGCGCUGCUUGAGCCAUAUUAUCAAAGCGUUGGGUACAGUGACAGUGAAAAGCUAUUUUCGUGCAUCCAUAUGAUCGAUGUCAAAUCGCAGAUCAUCAUCAAGAAUUUGUACGGCUAUCUUGAGGUAUCAUUUCAUCUUAUGCUUGUCUUUUCUUUGUAG
Molecule: messenger RNA, 426 nt
Organism: Mitosporidium daphniae
Lineage: Eukaryota; Fungi; Microsporidia
Exons: 2
Coding region: 1-426 (141 amino acids)
Biological process (GO): fructose 2,6-bisphosphate metabolic process; fructose metabolic process
Cellular component (GO): cytosol
Molecular function (GO): 6-phosphofructo-2-kinase activity; fructose-2,6-bisphosphate 2-phosphatase activity; ATP binding
Source: RefSeq, a predicted model, not a curated record